This is a messenger RNA of Perkinsus marinus ATCC 50983, 702 nucleotides long. RefSeq lists its product as hypothetical. The record is from RefSeq and is a predicted model, not a curated record. The transcript has a single exon. Lineage: Eukaryota; Perkinsozoa; Perkinsida; Perkinsidae. The coding region runs from base 1 to 702 and encodes 233 amino acids.
AUGGCGGCAACUUCGAGGCCAGUCCCGAAGCCCUCUGAAGAAUCAACUUUGCGUAUCGGCGACUUAUCCGAGAAGGCGAAAAAACUCAUCGCCCAGCGGCUCAAGGGCUGUGAUCUCCCGGUGGUCAAGGCAAUUAGGCGUGAAGGUGUGUGCAUACCUAAACCUGGUCGGUGUACCUACCCGCUCAAAAAUGAUACUGAGCGGAAGGCGGCAGCAUGGCUCGUCAAGUCCAUGGAGGAAGACGGUAUUUUGGAAGAGAUAACCCCAAAUUCAUACAAGUACUUCCGUAACACACACUUCAACCCACUCUUCUUAGUACCCAAACCUGGGAACGUCACUGAGGAACCCCUCACCAAGGAGAAUGUCGCCGACCGCUAUCGCAUGGUGGUUGAUUCUCGCAAAGCCAAUGUUGCAACGGCUCCUCUGGGAGGAGACUGGAAACAAUACCUCUCUUCUGUCGAUGAUGUUCUUCGGAGUAUCCCGUGGUCCAAAGACGGUCGCGUGACUAACCGCGAGAAGCCGUCUCGGUUCUUUGCCACUGUGGGCGUCAAGGCGGCAUACUGGAGAAUGCACUAUGAUGAAGAUUCGUCACCACUACUCGGUGCAGCUGUUCAGCUUCCAGACGACCGUACAGGCGAGAUAAAGACUCGUUACUUUCUUCAUAAAGCUCUUAUCAUGGGAUGGGUCCGCUCUGCUGCAUGA